CCCGUCCCGUCCAUUUGACAACUAGCGUACGUAAAAUAAAAUUAAAAAACUACGUGAUUUAAUGGGAAAUUAGAGAUUUUUAUUUUUUACUAUAUAGAUAAAUCACUGUCGUCGUGGAAAUUUGGAUUAGAGAUAGAGAGGAGAACAAAAUCAAUCGGAGCCAGAUCCGCGGCCAAGUAAAAGCUCCGAGCACAUCGCGCACGCAGAGAUGGGGGAGGAGAAGAGGCAUCAGAUGAUGCAGAACCUGUUCGGCGAUCAAUCCGAAGAAGAAGAAGAGGUUGAUUCCGAGCACGAGUCCAAUCCCCAGCCCAAUUACCCUUCUGAUGAAGGGGAGGGAGCACUGGAGCCUGAGGGUGAGGGUGAAGUAGAGGGCCAGGGGGAGGUAGAGGUAGAGAGUGAUGCUGAGCAGCGUGAUGUUAACCCUGAUCCAGGAGAAAGUGAGGGCGAGAGAGAACAAAGUUCCCAAGAAGUAGAAAUUGGUGAUCAAAGAGAAGAAAGUGAUGGAAAAUAUACAGACACUGAUGAAAAAGAAGAGUUGACAAGCCGGAGACGAAAUGUGAUUGAAAGUGGGUCUGAGAGGUCUGAGGAAAACCAUUACCCUGACAAUGAAGAUGACGAGGUUAAUCAGGCUAGAAGUCCGAGAUCCCCUGACGAGGAGAAGGACCAUACUCACAUCGCACACUCUGCUGUUCGUAAUGUAUUUGGUGACUCUGAUGAAGAAGAACCAACAGAUUACGCUGUUCAAAAUGACAUUGAGCAUGAACCAAAUAGAUCCCCAAUGGAAGAGGAAGGGAGCUAUGGAAAGAGUCCAAGACUAGAGGAUGUAGUGGCUGAUGAAGAUGCUAGAUAUGAUUCAGAAGAGGACAAUAUUGAGGCUAAACCUAGAGAGAAACCGGUUGGCCCCCCAUUGGAACUAGAGAUUCCACUGCGUCCGCCUCCUGCUCAUCCAGAAAAGAUGAACAUGAUCAAAGUUUCAAAUAUUAUGGGCAUUGACCCCAAACCGUUUGAUCCAAAGACAUAUGUGGAGGAGGAUACAUUUGUGACAGAUGAAUCAGGAUCUAAGAAGCGUAUACGUUUGGAGAACAAUAUUGUGCGAUGGAGGAGAGUUAGAAAUCCAGAUGGCACAACAUCGUGUGAAAGCAAUGCACGCUUUGUGAGAUGGUCUGAUGGCAGUUUGCAGUUGUUAAUUGGGAAUGAAGUUCUAGAUAUAUCCGUGCAAGAAGCACAGCAUGAUCAAGCACACCUAUAUCUCAGGCAUGAAAAGGGAAUCCUCCAAUCACAAGGAAGGGUUCUGAAGAAGAUGAGGUUUAUGCCAUCGUCCUUAUCAUCAAAUUCACAUCGACUGUUGACUGCUCUGGUUGAUUCUCGACAUAAAAAAGUGUACAAGGUUAAGAAUUGCGUUACUGACAUCGAUCCUGAGAGAGAAAAGGAGGAGAAAGAAAGGGCUGAAAGUCAAACAAUCAGAGCUAAUUUACUUCUUAAUCGGAAGAGGGAGAAGGUCAGUCGAAAGUAUACACCGACUGUGGACAGGAGGCGCCAACUUUCACCUGGUUUCUUGGAAGAUGCUCUUGAUGAGGAUGAUGAACCGGAUUAUUAUGAGUCUCGUCAUUCUCGCCGCCAUAUAGAGGAGGAUUUGGAAAUGGAAGCUCGAGCAGAGAAACGCAUUUUGAAUGCUAAGAAGGGAACUAAAGACAUCCCUCGCAAGUCAUCCUUGCCAACUGCCAAAUCAUCUCGUCGUUCAAUGGAUUUCUCUGAUAGUGAGAGAGGCGAGUCUGAGUAUGAAACUGAUGGGGAAGAAGAUGAGAUAUCUCCUCCACGUAAGAGGGUUGAGGAUCCAGAGCCAGAAUAUGAAGAUGAGGAAGAAGAAGAAGAAGAAGAACACGAAGAAGCCGAAGUUAAUGAAGCAUCCGAUGAGGAGGAGGCUGAGGAACCUAAGCAAAAGGCUAGGGAGUCUGGACACAGUCACAAGCGCAAGGAAAUCGAGUCAGAUGAAGACUCACCUCCUAGGAAGGCUGCACCACAUCGCAGAAUGGCGGUUGUUUAUGAUAGUGAUGAGGACUAAAAUCUUCGUUUGGAUUUUUGCAUAAACCCUGGCCAGCCUGCGCUCAUCCUGGGGAUUAACCGAAGACAAGAUCAAAUGCCAUGGGUUCAAAUGAUAGAUAUGAACCGUUCGUUGCAACUGUCUUUGCAUCCAAACUGCCAUGGGGUUCAUAUCUAUUUUUCUUCAAAUGUUGGCUUUGGUGUUAGAACUCUGUUAUCUGUCUUUGUGUCUUUGUGUCUUUGUGUAUAUAUAUACCCACAAGUAGUUUGUUGAUUGUUAUAUUGGGAAAUUGAUACUGAAACUCGGGAGAUCUGUCAUACA
Prunus avium (sweet cherry) is the source of this 2362-nucleotide messenger RNA. It is a transcript of the gene VIP4, whose product is annotated as leo1-like family protein. Lineage: Eukaryota; Viridiplantae; Streptophyta; Magnoliopsida; Rosales; Rosaceae. Gene Ontology annotation, molecular function: RNA polymerase II C-terminal domain phosphoserine binding. The record is from RefSeq and is a predicted model, not a curated record. Gene Ontology annotation, biological process: transcription elongation by RNA polymerase II; positive regulation of transcription elongation by RNA polymerase II. Gene Ontology annotation, cellular component: nucleus; Cdc73/Paf1 complex.